CACUCCCUCCACCGGCAGCCGGGAAGGCUGCUGUUUCCUCCUUUCAGUUACUGGAAGUUUGAGAGAUGGGGAAGCAGCCGGGAGCAGCACGUGCAACUCGCUGAGCCAGGGUGAACUGAAGAUCCACAAUUUCCAAGGACGAAUCUCCCGGUGCUAGGUGGUCCCGGGAAGCUGCGGCAGGUCCUGGUCGCAGUAGGUAGAAGCAUUGAGGACUGAAGCCCGCCUUUCUAGACUUGAAAGUGAGGCAGAGAAGCAGAAAGGGGACUGGCGGUUCCUGGGGUCACGAUGCUCUGAAUUCCAGUCCUCACACAGGUUGCAAGCAGCCCCUUCCAAUGGCACCUUUGGAGAUCCUGACCAAGGCUCUUCUGUUCGGCAUAGGGUUUUUGGCAUACUCUCUCAGACUCAGGUGAGACCCUCAUGGGUACCCUGUGGGCAGGUGCUGACACACGCCUCAACCCCAGCCACUGACAUCGCCAGCCUCAGUAUCUAAAUGCCACAGAGCUCUUGGGGCCAGUUGGGCUGGGGACCACUGUUGCCUUUUAAGACCAUAAAACCAUGGGAAACGCAGAAAGCCAAAAUGUAGACCACGAGUUUUAUGGAGAAAAGCAUGCCAGCUUGGGGCGCAAACACACAUCACGUUCUCUGCGCCUGUCACACAAGACGCGGAGGACACGGCAUGCUUCCUCUGGGAAGGUGAUCCACAGGAACUCCGAAGUGAGCACCCGGUCCAGCAGCACGCCCAGCAUCCCCCAGUCCUUGGCUGAAAAUGGCUUGGAGCCCUUCUCCCAGGAAGGCGCCCUAGAUGACUUUGGGGAUCCCAUCUGGGUGGACCGAGUAGAUAUGGGCUUGAGACCUGUGUCUUACACCGAUUCUUCUGUCACUCCCAGCGUAGACAGCAGCAUUGUCCUCACAGCAGCCUCUGUGCAGAGCAUGCCAGACUCGGAGGAGAGCAGGCUUUACGGGGAUGACGCUACAUACUUGGCUGAAGGAGGCAGGAGGCAGCAUCCCUAUACAUCCAAUGGGCCCACGUUCAUGGAGACGGCGAGCUUUAAGAAGAAACGUUCCAAAUCUGCAGACAUCUGGCGGGAGGACAGCCUGGAAUUCUCACUCUCUGAUCUGAGCCAAGAACAUUUAACAAGCAACGAAGAAAUCUUGGGUUCCACGGAAGAGAAGGACUGCGAGGAGGCUCGGGGGAUGGAAACACAGGCGAGUCCGCGGCAGCUCAGCACCUGUCAGCGUGCCAACUCCCUGGGUGACUUGUAUGCUCAGAAAAACUCUGGGGUAACGGCAAACGGGGGACCAAGGAACAAAUUUGCAGGCUACUGCCGGAAUUUGGUAUCGGAUAUUCCCGAUAUUGCAAACCAUAAGAUGCCACCAGCUGCUGCUGAAGAGACUCCUCUAUACAGUAAUUAUAACACACUUCCCUGUAGGAAAUCGCACUGUCUUUCCGAAGGUGCCACCAACCCACAAAUUAGCCAUAGCAACAGCAUGCAAGGCAGAAGAGCAAAAACAACCCAGGAUGUUAACACAGGCGAGGGCAGCGAGUUUGCAGACAGUGGGAUUGAAGGGGCCACCACCGACACGGACCUGCUGUCCAGGCGAUCCAAUGCCACCAACUCCAGCUACUCGCCCCCCGCCGGCAGGGCCUUCGUGGGCAGCGACAGCGGUAGCAGCUCCACUGGGGAUGCAGCACGCCAGGGGGUGUACGAGAACUUCAGGAGGGAGCUGGAGAUGAGCACCACCAACAGCGAGAGCCUGGAGGAGGCGGGCUCUGCCCACAGCGACGAGCAGAGCAGCGGUACCCUGAGCUCCCCGGGCCAGUCGGACAUCCUGCUGACCGCUGCGCAGGGCACUGUGCGCAAGGCUGGCGCGCUGGCUGUCAAGAACUUCCUGGUGCACAAAAAGAACAAGAAGGUGGAGUCGGCCACCCGGAGGAAGUGGAAGCACUACUGGGUGUCCCUGAAAGGGUGCACGCUCUUUUUCUACGAGAGUGAUGGCAGGUCUGGGAUAGACCACAACAGUGUCCCCAAGCACGCUGUCUGGGUGGAGAACAGCAUUGUGCAGGCCGUACCUGAGCACCCCAAGAAGGACUUUGUCUUCUGCCUCAGCAAUUCCCUGGGCGAUGCCUUUCUCUUUCAGACCACCAGCCAAACAGAGCUGGAGAACUGGAUCACGGCCAUCCAUUCUGCCUGUGCAGCUGCCGUCGCGAGGCACCACCACAAGGAAGACACGCUCCGGCUUCUGAAGUCAGAAAUCAAAAAGCUGGAGCAGAAGAUAGACAUGGACGAGAAGAUGAAGAAGAUGGGGGAAAUGCAGCUGUCUUCCGUCACUGACUCGAAGAAGAAGAAAACCAUAUUAGAUCAGAUCUUUGUUUGGGAGCAAAAUCUUGAACAGUUCCAAAUGGACCUGUUUCGUUUCCGCUGUUACUUAGCCAGCCUUCAGGGCGGGGAGCUGCCAAACCCCAAAAGACUACUGGCUUUUGCAAGCCGACCCACAAAAGUGGCAAUGGGCCGCCUUGGAAUCUUUUCUGUGUCAUCUUUUCAUGCCUUGGUGGCAGCCCGUACUGGUGAAACUGGAGUGAGAAGACGUACUCAGGCCAUGUCUAGGUCCGCGAGCAAGCGAAGGAGCCGGUUUUCUUCUCUCUGGGGUCUGGACACUACCUCCAAAAAGAAGCAGGGACGCCCAAGCAUCAACCAGGUGUUUGGAGAGGGAACUGAUGCUGUGAAGAAGUCUUUAGAGGGAAUAUUUGAUGACAUUGUUCCAGAUGGCAAGAGGGAGAAGGAAGUGGUCUUGCCUAGCGUCCACCAGCACAAUCCUGACUGCGACAUCUGGGUCCAUGAGUAUUUCAGUCCAUCCUGGUUCUGUCUGCCCAAUAAUCAGCCAGCUCUGACGGUUGUCCGACCUGGGGACACUGCGCGGGACACCUUGGAGCUCAUUUGCAAGGCACAUCAACUGGAUCACCCUGCUCAUUACCUGCGCUUGAAAUUUCUAAUCGAAAACAAGAUUCAGCUCUAUAUUCCACAGCCGGAGGAGGACAUUUAUGAGCUGCUAUACAAAGAAAUUGAAAUUUGUCCAAAAGUCACUCAGAAUAUCCACAUUGAGAAGUCAGACACGGCCGCUGAUAAUUACGGGUUUUCCCUUUCUUCUGUGGAAGAAGAUGGUGUUCGAAGACUGUAUGUGAACAGCGUGAAAGAAACGGGGUUAGCUUCCAAGAAAGGUCUAAAAGCGGGGGAUGAGAUUCUUGAGAUCAAUAAUCGUGCUGCUGGUACCCUGAACUCGUCUGUGCUCAAAGAUUUCCUCUCACAGCCAUCCCUGGGCCUCCUGGUGAGGACCUACCCUGAACUGGAGGGAGGAGUGGAGCUGCUGGAGAACCCACCGCACCGAGGAGACGGCCCUGUGGACCUUGGCGAGAGCCCCCUCGCCUUCCUCACCAGCAACCCAGGGCACAGCCUCUGCAGCGAGCAGGGUAGUAGUGCUGAGACAGCUCCUGAGGAGACUGAAGGACCAGACAUGGAAUCCUCUGAUGAGACAGAUCACAGCAGCAAGAGCACAGAACAGGUGGCCGCAUUCUGCCGCAGUCUGCAUGAGAUGAGCACCUCUGACUCCAGUCCGUCCCCUCAGGAUGCCACAGGGCCUCAGCUGGCAACCACCAGACAACUGUCCGACGCAGAUAAGCUGCGCAAGGUCAUCUGUGAGCUCCUGGAGACAGAGCGCACCUAUGUGAAAGACUUAAACUGUCUCAUGGAGAGAUACUUGAAGCCUCUUCAAAAGGAAACUUUUCUCACCCAGGAUGAGCUGGAUGUACUUUUUGGAAAUUUAACGGAAAUGGUAGAGUUUCAAGUAGAAUUUCUUAAAACUCUAGAAGAUGGAGUGAGACUGGUUCCUGAUUUGGAAAAGCUUGAGAAAGUCGAUCAAUUUAAGAAAGUGCUGUUCUCUCUGGGGGGAUCUUUUCUGUACUACGCUGACCGCUUCAAGCUCUACAGUGCCUUCUGCGCCAGCCACACAAAAGUUCCUAAGGUCCUGGUGAAAGCCAAGACUGACACGGCCUUCAAGGCGUUCCUGGAUGCCCAGAACCCACGUCAGCAGCACUCGUCCACACUGGAGUCUUACCUCAUCAAGCCCAUCCAGAGGAUCCUCAAGUACCCACUUCUGCUUAAGGAGCUGUUUUCACUGACUGAUGCGGAGAGCGAGGAACACUACCACCUGGACGUGGCCAUCAAGACCAUGAACAAGGUUGCCAGUCACAUCAAUGAGAUGCAGAAAAUCCAUGAAGAGUUUGGGGCUGUGUUUGACCAGCUGAUUGCAGAGCAGACUGGGGAGAAGAAAGAGGUCGCAGACCUGAGCAUGGGGGACCUGCUGCUGCACAGCACUGUCAUCUGGCUGAACCCACCAGCCUCCCUGGGAAAGUGGAAAAAGGAACCAGAAUUGGCAGCUUUUGUCUUCAAAACUGCUGUGGUCCUUGUCUAUAAAGAUGGUUCCAAACAGAAGAAGAAACUUGUGGGAUCUCAUAGACUUUCUAUCUAUGAGGAAUGGGACCCUUUCCGGUUUCGACACAUGAUCCCUACCGAAGCCCUGCAAGUGCGAGCUCUCCCAAGUGCAGAUGCAGAGGCAAAUGCUGUGUGUGAAAUUGUCCAUGUGAAAUCGGAGUCAGAAGGGAGGCCAGAGAGGGUCUUCCACCUGUGCUGCAGCUCCCCAGAGAGCCGGAAGGAUUUCCUGAAGGCUGUGCAUUCAAUCUUGCGGGAUAAGCACAGAAGACAGCUCCUCAAAACGGAAAGCCUGCCCUCAUCCCAGCAAUAUGUCCCUUUUGGAGGCAAGAGAUUAUGUGCGCUGAAGGGCGCCAGGCCAGCCAUGAGCAGGGCAGUGUCUGCCCCAAGCAAGUCUCUUGGGAGGAGGAGGCGGCGACUGGCUCGAAACAGGUUUACCAUUGAUUCCGAUGCCAUCUCGGCCAGCAGCCCGGAGAAAGAACCCCAGCAGCCCCCUGGUGGCGGGGACACUGACCGAUGGGUAGAGGAACAGUUUGAUCUUGCUCAGUAUGAGGAGCAGGAUGACAUCAAGGAGACAGACAUCCUCAGUGACGAUGAUGAAUUCUGUGAGUCCGUGAAGGGUGCCUCAGUGGACAGAGACCUGCCAGAGCAGCUUCCAGCUGCCUCCAUCAGUCAGCAGGAGCGAGGCCGGAGAACCCUUGAUAGUCAUGCAUCCCGCAUGACUCAGCUCAAGAAGCAAGCCGCCCUGUCAGGCAUCAAUGGAGGCCUGGAGAGCCCAAGCGAGGAAGUCAUUUGGGUUAGGCGUGAAGACUUUGCCCCCUCCAGGAAACUGAACACUGAGAUCUGACUAUCUCAUACCCUUAGAGAAUGUGUGUAGAUACAAACGCUGGUCCCACCCUCACUCUGCCCACCUUCCUGUGCUGUCCUUGAGAAUGUCCCCUUAGGUCGCACUCUUGCACACAGGUUUUGGCAGCUGACUUGGGUCUGAAGCCAUGUAGCCACCCACCUUCCAUCAUUCUUAACAACGACACCAGAGAGAAUUGUUCAGAAUCCCAAAUAAGCCGAGUCCUAUCUUCUGUAUAUUACCAAGGGCUUUAUUUAUUUUCUCCCCAUCACCAGGGCCUGAAGAAUUAGAACCGUGAAUCUAUAGUAUUGGAAAGCAAAAUCUGCCCCAGCAGUUGAAGAGAGUACCAUAUGGUGAUUUACAGGAUAGCACACACAAAGACCAUGCAUCUCAUCCUCUCUGAAUCCAGUCUCCUAGCUGGGGAAAAUCGACCUUCAAACACAGAAACGGACAAACCGAAACAUCUGUACAGCUUGCAGUGUUCUGACUCCUUCCCUCCUCAGUGUCUGAGAAUAUCUGUGUAUUUUAAGAAUGUGUGAGGAAAGGGUGGUCAUUUCUGUUCAAUGAGCCUUUCAUUUUAAUUUUUUCUUCUGUUUUAGUCUAUGGCUGGUCUUAUUCUAUGUCAGCGUUUGGAAGCUCUAGUUUUGCAGAGAAUUAUAAAGAUGCCAAACUCUUGAAAAAGAGGUCCAAAUUUAUCACUUAGAGAGAAAGAGAAAAAAACAACAGCACUAUUUUUUUGUAUUUUUUUCUGAGAUGCAGGGGUACAAAUAGAUGAGAAUUUUACAGUGUUAGGUGUAACUCAGUCUGAAAAUGAACCUAUAACCUUUUGCAGAGUGAGCAAGGCAUGAUGACUUUAUAUUUAUACACAAAAAGGCCAACAGGAAACUCAUGCUAAGAAUAAACUUUUUUUAAAGUGUCUGAAUCUAUAUUUGAGAUGGGAGUUUGGUUGGAUUACACAACAGGAAAUGGAGCAGUGUGUGUGUGUGUGUGUGUGUGUGUGUGUGUGUAUUCCACAGGGAAGGGGAGCCUCCUCAUGGGGUUGCCAUGGCGAUCAUUGAUUUGUUCCCAUCAAAAUUGCAUCUUCAUCCAUAGAUAACCCACCCCUUCCCUGACAGUUCAUGACCAAACCUCAGAACCAAACAACCUCUUCAAAAACAUCUCUUGCAUUUAAUAGUUUCUUCACACCAAUGAAACAGGGUAAACAUACAAAUGAACGUAACCUUCUAAACAGAUGUCCAACUGGGAUGAACAAAACAAGUUAUAGCACUUUCAUUUUUUUAAAAAAGGUUUAUAGCUUUUGGGUCCCCCCCCCUUUCACAAUGUCCACUUCCUAAGAAGGAUUUAAAUAAUAUGAAAACUUUCUUUUUGGAAAAAAAAUAUCUAUUUGGUGUUUGAUACAUCAGUAGGUACUUUAAAGACCUGAAUUUUAUAGUAGCUUUAGGAAUUAUAUUUUUAAGAAUCAGUUAGGACUUUAUAUUUCCAGAUAAUAGAGAGUUCAGAACAUCAUGCUCUGUGCCCCGCUUGCUUUCCCGCACUCCCGUCCUCUAUCCCUCCCCUUCUCGGGUUUCCAGGGCUUUGAGCUUGAUCUUUUGAAAGUUUUAUUCUAUUAAAUUUUUGCUAUAUCUUCUGGUUUUCUUAAAAAGCUUUAGAAUGGUUUCUAUACCCUUUGUAUCACUGCAUCGUUCCAUGUCAUCUCGGGGUCGACUGUGUCCGGAUGGAAAACAGAAGCAGAAGUGUCAAAUAGUUACAUUGUCUGGUCUCCCUGCAAUGUGUCCAUUGAAAAUACUGGAAAGUUUGGUGCUUAGAGAGGGUGCCAUUGUCUCUUGUACAUAAGGUCAUGAUGUGUCUAUGUCAAAAGUUCUUAUAUAUUUCUUUUAUAAGCUGAAAGAAGGUCUAUUUUUAUGUUUUUAGGUCUAUGAAUGGAACGUUGUAAAUGCCUGUCCAACAAUAAAACUAUGGAAAAGUG
Molecule: messenger RNA, 7294 nt
Organism: Nannospalax galili (Upper Galilee mountains blind mole rat)
Lineage: Eukaryota; Metazoa; Chordata; Mammalia; Rodentia; Spalacidae
Gene: Tiam1
Product: T cell lymphoma invasion and metastasis 1
Exons: 28
Coding region: 556-5331 (1591 amino acids)
Biological process (GO): small GTPase-mediated signal transduction; positive regulation of axonogenesis; activation of GTPase activity
Cellular component (GO): synapse; plasma membrane; cytosol
Molecular function (GO): protein binding; guanyl-nucleotide exchange factor activity
Source: RefSeq, a predicted model, not a curated record